AUCAUACUCUACUGCAGUCUUCUGUCAGAGCAGGAGCAGAGCAGAAAACCUGUCGGACAGCCGGAAACAGUUCACAUCCUCAUGUUCUUCGCUAAAGCUGAGAAGAAUGACCAGCUUCAACAGCAAUUUCGAGCUAACAUUAGGUCCAUGGUGAAGCAUGCAACUGGUCGGAUCAAGUACCAUUUCCUGGGCGACGCGAACAGCACCCGGAUCGCAGCUGACAUCCUGGAAAACGUGUUCGAUACAAUUCCGCACAGAGAGAAUCUAGUCAUACAAGUGCAGACAUACGAAGUCGAAUCGGUUGUCGCGAAAGUAGGACACGACGUAUGGCCUACCCAACAGCAGUUGUUUAAAAGUUACCAAAAGAACUACGAUCUCUUCAACGACAUAUUUUACUUCAUUCCGUUCGCCCUUCACAAGGUCAUUGACCUGUCUGAGGUCGAUCGCAUCAUCGAGGUGGAUGCCGACAUGAGAUUAAUGACCGACAUUCGAAAGCUUUGGCGGGAGUUUGAUGAAUUCUAAAAUGAGACAAUAUUCGCGCUGGCUCAAGAGCAACAACCUGUAUAAAAUCAAAGGUUUGCGAUAGCACGUGGGGCUCUUGGGGACGACAGGCUGGGCAUGCCGCCACCUGGUGGCAAACCGGGUUACAAUGGCGGCUUCUACUUCAUCAACCUCGACCACAUGUCGAAAUCUAAGAAAUAUCAGGCGGCGGUAGCCGAGAGAAAU
This is a messenger RNA of Priapulus caudatus, 726 nucleotides long. RefSeq names its product xyloside xylosyltransferase 1-like. Gene Ontology annotation, molecular function: UDP-xylosyltransferase activity. NCBI's taxonomy places the organism in Eukaryota, Metazoa, Priapulida, Priapulimorpha, Priapulimorphida, Priapulidae. Bases 82 to 522 code for a protein of 146 amino acids. The record is from RefSeq and is a predicted model, not a curated record. The transcript has 3 exons.